ACUUCAUUACCACUUGAUCAAUAGAACAAAAGAAGAAAAAUAAAAAACAGAACACAACUCACAAGCCUCUUUGUCAAUGGCUGCUCAAAUCCCCAUAGGGACACGAGGAACUAUUGGAUCGCUUGUACGUAAAGAAAUCGACUACUUCAAAAACUUCAAUACAUGUCCCCAGUACGAUCCACGGAGAGGAUACUCUGAAGAAAACACUAAUGGUUUUGAACAAAGAGACCACUCAUCACGUCUGAGUUCUUGGUUCUCUAGAACAAACUGGAGAAAGAAGAAGAAGAAGAAGAAGCGGCAGAGUUGCGGUGGCGGUGGUAGGUUUUUGCCGAGUAUGUGCUCGGCGGUGGAGGUGUCCGGUGAGAAUCGGGUUCCCGGUUUCAACUAUAGGAUCUUGAAGAAUGAUGAGAAGGGCUUGCGUGUGUAGAGUAUUGUUUAUGUGGAUUAAGGAUUUUCUUUUUGCUUGGUGGUAUGAUGACCAAUGACUAUGACGUAUGCUAAAGGCUAAAGUUAAUUCAAUCCUGUACGGUCUGAUUCAAGAAUUCGGUUUCGGUUAUAUCCCGGUUUGAAAGAAAUUCCGCUCAGUAAUUAGUAUAAAUAUGCUUGAGAAUGUGAGAGGUUUACAUGACAAACAUGGAGGAUGG
Messenger RNA from Brassica oleracea var. oleracea, 644 nucleotides. RefSeq lists its product as uncharacterized. The transcript has 2 exons. The coding region runs from base 77 to 427 and encodes 116 amino acids. Lineage: Eukaryota; Viridiplantae; Streptophyta; Magnoliopsida; Brassicales; Brassicaceae. The record is from RefSeq and is a predicted model, not a curated record.